UCCACCACCACCAACGUUGCCUAAUAUCAAUCAUCCACAACAGGAGAAAAAAUAUAAAAGUUAUAAAUUGGUUAGCGAUCCAAUGCUGAAAAAAGGAGCUCCAAAACUUUAUCGUUAUGAUGGUAACGUUUCAUCGAAAGAAUUGGCCAUUAUUGUUAAAGAUCCUCGUCAACAUGUAUCAUUACAUUGGAAUCUCAGGGAACCAGCUGAUUUGAUUAUUCCUCGUUUCAAAAUUGACAAAAAUUAUGUUGGAGCACCACCAUCGAUCGAAGUAUCCAUAACUAAUCUAAAUGAUAAUAUCAAUAAAUCAUUUCUUGAAGAUCAAUUGAAAAAAUUCGAUGCAAUGGAAGAAAUUGAAAUAUUUUAUCAUCCUAAAACUAACAAACAUCUUGGCUUAGCCAAAAUAAUAUUUAUGACACCAUCGGGUGCAAAAGCUUGUGUCGAUAAGUUAAAUCAAACAUCAUUAAUGGGCAAUAUUAUUAAUGUAUUUUUCGAUCCUUUUGCUAAAAAAAUUAAUCAAAUUUAUGAAUCAAUUGUCAAUCCACCACCGGCUAAUUCAUUAACAAAUGUUAAUGAAAAUAAUUUUAUCGAUCCAAAUCUACUUGAUCCAACUAAAUCAAGAUUAACAAAAACAUCUGAUUAUAGUUCCUAUGAUGUCUCAACCGAUUUUAAUUCAACUACAUUGUCAACACCUUCAACGUUUGAUAAUCAAACAUUUUAUCCAUCAUCAACCAAUACUACAAAUCAAUUCGAUACAAUAUCUACACCUGGUACAACAACCGGUUGGAAAACUAGUGAUACAAAAGAUUCAGGUAAUCAAAGUCCUGUUCGUGAAAGUUUAGAAAAGCGUAUUAGUAAUUUGUUGCGAAAAAAUUGUGUUGGGAUGGUUGCAUCAUUUUUUCCCGAUGGUUCUAAUAAUAAUCAAGAUCCAAACUUUUCACCACUGCCUCCUAUAUUGAAUAAUCAUGAACAUACAUUUCAUCGACGAAAUUCACAGAAAAAAAUUGAUGAUUCCGAUGCUAUAUUAGGAACACCACCAUCACCAUUUGUUUCAGCUUCCGAAUAUCUUAGAUGGCAUCAGGUUACUAAAGAAAUUGAUAAUAAAGAUAGUGAUAAAAAUCAGACAAAUGAAACGAUGUUCAAAAAACGUCAUAACCAAGAUGUCGAUUAUGAUGAUGAUGAUGAUGAUGAUGAUAGAAUGUCAUUAUCAUCAUUGAGCAGUGGUGAUAAUAAAUUGGAAGAUAAUUCUGUGAUUACAAAUAAUCAUCAAACGAUGACAACAUCAAUUGCAGCAGGAACAUCAAUGAAUUAUAAUGAUCUAUCUACAAUGAUGGCACAAUGGAAUUCAUCAACAGCAACUGCUUCAGUUGAUUCAUAUAAUCCAAUAACAAAUUCAUUAUUUCCACAAUUUAUGUAUCAUAGCUUUCAGGCACAGCCUGCAUUUAGUUUUUUUGAUAGUUUUUUAACAAGCUCCAUAUCUUCCAUACCACCGUCAUUCGAUCUAAAUGAUAUACGUUCACGUAUUGCAAAAUCAAAUGAAGAUAUUAUUAAAGAGUUACUUGAUGAUACGCUUAAAGCAUCGAUAAAAGAUUUAAAAGAAAUUUUACGGAAAGAUAUUUAUAAGAAAAUUGUCGAAAAUUUUUCAUUUAAAAUGUUUGAUCAAUGGUGGGAAGAUUCUGAACGAAAAUAUCCUUUUUUGACUAAUCCAAUAUUUGAAAAUUCCAUCCAAAAUCGUCAUCGUCAUCAAAUUAAUAGCUCAAAUUUAGAAUAUGGUGUCAGUCGUGGAUUACGUGCUGCAAUGGGUAAAAUGCCAUCAUUUAAAAGAAAAAUUAUUAAACCAAAAUCACCUGUCGAUGAUAAACUAUCAGACAUAUCGGAUGAUGAUGAUGAUGAUCUUGACGAAAGGCGAAUUAUUCGACGUAGACCACAUCAUCGGAUACCUCAUCAUAGACAUAAACGUUCUUCAAUUAGCUCAGACAGUUUGCCUAGUCGCCAUCAUCGACGACAUCGUAAUGAUAAAUCAUCAGAAUCAUCAUCCGCUUCAUCAUCGUCAUCUUCUGAAUCGUCAUCAUCUUCUGGUUCGUCUUCGUCUUCAUCGUCAUCAUCAUCAUCAUCUAGUUCAGAAUCCGAGUCAGGAUCAUCUUCCUCUGAAUCCACAUCUGGAUCAUCAUCUGAUGAAGAAUCAGAAGAAGAAAACGGUUCAUCAGCAUCGGUAUCUGCUUCAGUUUCAGCUGAAGAAGAAUCUGGUCCUGAAGAAUCAGAUGCCUCAGGAUCAUCGUCAUCAGCCGCAGCAGCAUCAUCAAUUGCUGAUGCUAUAUCUGUUGCCAGUUCAAUUUUAUCGAAAAAAUCUCAAACAACAAAAUCGUCAACUAAGUCUUCUAUCAAAUCUUCAUUGACUGCAAAAAUAAGUGAAAACAAAGUGAAUGAAACUAAAGCUAAGGUAACCGUUUCAAUUCAAGAUGGAAUAGAUGAUGAAUCCAUUUCUGCAAAACAUCUUGAUGAUGAUGAUGAUGAUGAUGCUUAUGAUUCGGAUUCAAGUCGUACAUGUUCAGCGGAUGAAACAAAGGAAUGUGAAGAAGAGUUAAGACGUCGAGAAUCGUUGAGCCUUAAUGGAAUGAAUUUUGACAAUAUAAAGAAUUCAAAAACCCGAGAAGAAUUUGAAGCAUCCGAAGCGCUUAUUUCGCUUGCUGCAUCAUGGUUUGAACAAACAUCGGGUGAUGAUUUUUCACGAUCUCAACAACAGUCACCAGAUUUAAAACAUUCGUUACCAUUAUCACUAAACGAUUUAGUUAACCUGGAACAUAAUUAUUGUAGGCGAAUCGUAGAAAGGCCGGAAUUAUCUCCAUUAACAGUUAAUGGUAAAAGAAAACGACAGCCUAAAACAGCUCCUGCUGAACCUAAACGAAAACGAAAGAAGAAGGAUGAAAUUGUUACCGAUGAGAAUAUUACGCCCAGUGUAUUGGCUGUUGCAUCCGAAUGGAGAAAAGCAAAACGUAAAUCUGUCAAACAACCGGAAUUAAUUUCAUCGGAAAAUCUUAUGGUUAUUGAUGAAAAUAAAUCAACAACUCCGGAACCGCCACCGAUUACAUUUCCAGUACGUAAUUCACAAACAGAAGAGGCAAUUCUAUUUGAAUUUCUUCAUACUGGUUUGGAAUUGGAAGAGAUUGCCUAUCUUAAACGUCGAUAUCAUCAGCUACUCGAAGAAGAUAAUAGCAAUCUACCAUGGUUGAAUGAUAUUCAUUGGGUUGAUCAUCCGGCUACCUAUUGGCAACCACCAAAAAAGAAACGUAAAGAAGAUAAUCUUGUUCGUGUUCAUGAAACGGGAUGUGCACGUUGUGAAGGCUAUUAUAAAUUAGAUCGUAUGGAAAAGAUGCAUCAUAUUGCUAACAUACCGAUUGCAAGUAAUGAAAUGGAAGAUACAAAUCGACCAAAACAAAUAGUUACCACACAGCAAUUAACACGAGAAGCUCGUAAUCAACGUCGACUUUAUAAUUUAGUUGAACAAGCAUCCAGUUAUCAUACGGAUCUUCUUAAAUUAAAUCAAUUAAAGUUCCGUAAAAAACAGGUAAAAUUUGCACGUAGUAAGAUUCAUGUAUGGGGAUUAUUUGCUAUGCAACCAAUACCACCAGAUGAAAUGGUCAUUGAAUAUAUUGGACAAAGAAUACGACCAAUGGUAGCUGAAAUUCGUGAGAAAAAAUAUCUAAAUGAAGGUAGUUCUUAUCUAUUUAAAAUUGAUUCGGAUACAAUUAUUGAUGCUACACAUUGUGGUAAUGUUGCCCGUUUUAUUAAUCAUAGUUGUAAUCCAAAUUGUUAUGCCAAAGUAAUAACGGUUGAAGGCCAGAAAAGAAUUGUUAUCUAUUCAAAACAAUUGAUUGAAGUUGGACAAGAGAUUACCUAUGAUUAUAAAUUUCCAAUUGAAGAUGAUAAUAAAAUACCUUGCCUAUGUCGAUCGGUUGGUUGUCGUGGAUUUUUAAAUUAAGAAAUUCAACUAUUAUUUUUUUGUUC
Molecule: messenger RNA, 4005 nt
Organism: Dermatophagoides pteronyssinus (European house dust mite)
Lineage: Eukaryota; Metazoa; Arthropoda; Arachnida; Sarcoptiformes; Pyroglyphidae
Cellular component (GO): Set1C/COMPASS complex
Molecular function (GO): RNA binding; histone H3K4 methyltransferase activity; protein binding
Source: RefSeq, a predicted model, not a curated record